This is a messenger RNA of Centropristis striata (black sea bass), 1939 nucleotides long. RefSeq names its product chromosome 11 C5orf22 homolog (gene c11h5orf22). NCBI's taxonomy places the organism in Eukaryota, Metazoa, Chordata, Actinopteri, Perciformes, Serranidae. The transcript is spliced from 10 exons. The record is from RefSeq and is a predicted model, not a curated record. The coding region runs from base 134 to 1495 and encodes 453 amino acids.
CGGUUCUCCCAUCAAACGGUUUGAGUUGGAACGUGUUAAAACGGUUGAAGAGGCGGAAUGAGAGCAGAAAUAAAUAAUAAAUAAAUAAUAAUAAAUAUUACCGGGCCUGUGGCGGACUCUGUCCCCGGUCAGGAUGACUCUGUCCCCGGUCAGGAUGGCUGCUGGGCCGCGGAAAAGGUCCUACAAGGAGCUGCCGGUCUGGGUCGUGGAGGACCACCACGACGUGGUGAGUCAUAUUUAUCGAGCCAUAGCAUCCAGACACCUCCCACUGAAGAACAUCAAGAUGGUUCAUCUAGACUCCCACCCUGACCUGCUGAUCCCCGUCAACAUGUCCGCUGACACCGUGUUCGACAAGGAGAAACUCCUCAGUGAGUUGAGUAUAGAGAACUGGAUCAUGCCCAUGGUGUAUGCUGGCCAUGUGUCCUGUGUGGCCUGGCUGCAUCCCUACUGGGCCCAGCAGAUCACAGAGGGAGAACACAGGAUGUGUGUGGGUCGAGACCCCUCCACCACCACCAUCAGGGUGACCAGUAGAGAUAACUACUUCCUCAGUGAUGGUCUGUAUGUUUCAGAGAAGCAGCUGGAGAACUCUAAACCUCUCAGGCUGAAUGUGGUCAGAGUGGAUCCUGUUGGAGCGAGUCCCGGCUCGCCUUCAGUAAAGAAGCCGUUAGAGGAGACAGAGCGGUGGUUUGCUAAGCGGCCCCGUGCAGAGCGUCCUGCUGGGGAGGCCAGCUGCUCUGAGCUGCUCUCCUGCAGCAGCAGCCUGCAGCCAGCAGGGGGCAGCAGCAGCACAGGCCAUGAUGAUGAUGAUGAUGAUGAUGAUGAAGGAUCCACCAGCUACGUUGUUAGGAGAAUAUCUGCAUUACUCAGUGAGACGGAGCCGUACAUCCUGGACAUUGAUCUGGAUUUCUUCUCCUGUAAGAAUCCCUUCAAGGAGUUAUACACAGAGGAGGAGUACUCCAUCCUGAAGGAGCUGUACAGCUUCAGAGGACCCAGGCCUGAUGCUGACGAGGAGGAGCUGGAUGAGUGUGUGGAUCAUCGUGUUCAUCAGUUAGAAGAUCUGGAAGCAGCGUUUGCUGACCUGCUGGAGGACGAUGGAGAAGAGACGGUGACUCGCUGGGCCUCAAACCCUGGCAUGGCUUCAUUAGCCCGACUGGUUUCCAGUUUGAAGUUGAGGAAUCUGAGUCCUGACUAUGAAAUGGUGCACCAGGCCGGGUUAACCUGUGACUCUGUGGAGCUUCCUCACCACAUCAGCACUGACGAGGAGAUCGACAGACUCAUCUCAGCGGUGCAGAUGUUUCUGAAGGUUCUGCCCAAGCCCACGCUGGUCACCAUGUCCAGGUCCAGUCUGGAUGAGUACUGCCCAGUAGAGCAGGUGGACUCGGUCCAGAACAGAGUCCUGGCGGUCCUGGAGAGCCUGUAUGGAGCUCUGGACCUACACAAAGACUAUGAGACCAGCAGCUCAGAGGUCCAGGACCCCCAACCACAGGCCUCCUAACAAACACACAGACAGUCACCUCUGGACUCAGUGGACGAACCGUCAGAUCAAGAAAACUACAAAAAUCACUCAUCAGAUGCUGCUACAAUGAAUAUAUGUAAUGUGUUGUGUACUCUGUUUUUGUUAUAGUUAAUAAAUCCCCCAUGUGCAGACGGAAACCAGUAAUAAAUGAACUAGAACAUUUUUUUUAAUUAUUCCAAGUAUUUUUUAUUGAGGUUUAUGUAUAAAGAGGUAGUGUACAAAGUACAAACACUACCGGUCAAAAGUUUUAGAACACCCCAAUUUUUCCAGUUUUUUAUUGAAAUUCAAGCAGUUCAAGUCAAAUGAACAGCUUGAAAGGGUCCAAAGGUAAGUGGUGAACUGCCAGAGGUAAAUAAAAAAAGGUAAGCUUAACCAAAACUGGAAAAUAAUGUACAUUUCAGAAUUAUACAAGUAGGCCUUUUU